Dentiscutata erythropus is the source of this 997-nucleotide messenger RNA. The record is from the annotation of a GenBank genome assembly. Lineage: Eukaryota; Fungi; Glomeromycota; Glomeromycetes; Diversisporales; Gigasporaceae.
AUGCAAACUACAAUUACUUUACCGGCAGCUUGUGAUUUUCAUAUUCACACGCGUCAAGGUGUUUUAAUGGAAAUGGUAGUUCCACGAAUCGCUGAAGGUGGUGUUUCGUUAUGCUAUGUCAUGCCAAAUCUUAAACCACCAAUUACUUCCGCAGAACAAGCACUUGCAUAUAAAGCUCAACUUCAAAAACUUGCACCAAAUGUCACUUUUCUUAUGAGUUUGUAUUUAUGUCCCGAACUGACUCCUGAAGAAAUAAGAAAUGCAAAAAAACACGGAAUUGUUGGUGUUAAAUCUUAUCCAAGAGGGGUUACAACAAAUUCAGAAUCAGGCAUCGAAUCUUAUUCUAUUUAUUAUCCGGUUUUUAAAGCAAUGGAAGAGGUUGGGAUGGUCUUGAAUCUUCAUGGUGAACUUCCAAGUGAUGCUGAUCAGGAUAUUUGUGUUAUGAAUGCUGAAGAAAAGUUUUUGGUUCAUUUGAAACAAUUACAUAACGACUUUCCAAAAUUGAAAAUAGUCCUGGAACAUGCUACUACCAAAGCGGCUGUUGAUAUGGUAAAGUCUCUUGGGGAUACUGUUGGUUGUACUAUUACUAUACACCAUCUUCAAGUUAUUGUAGACGAUUGGGCUGGGCAAUGUCAUAAUUUUUGUAAACCAGUUGCUAAAUUUCCUCAUGAUCGUCAAGCUUUGCGUGAUGUUAUCCUUGAAGGUCAUCCAAGAUUUUUCUUGGGUACUGAUUCGGCACCACAUCCUGCUUAUCUCAAAGAAUGCUCCCAUUCUUGUGCUGGUGUAUUUACAACUCCUCUAGCAAUUCCAUAUCUUGCCACAAUCUUGGAUUCGUUCGGUGCAAUUGAUUGUUUAAAAAAUUUCGCAUGUGAAAAUGGCAAGAGAUUUUAUGGUGUUAGUGAGGAAGAAGGCAAAUGUCGCAAGAUUACAUUGAUUAAGGAAACUUCAUUAGUCCCUAAUUCAUAUUCUUUCGAUGAAUCUCUUGAAGAACGUCAGG